Messenger RNA from Gossypium arboreum, 1077 nucleotides. RefSeq names its product heparanase-like protein 1. Gene Ontology annotation, cellular component: plant-type cell wall; membrane. The record is from RefSeq and is a predicted model, not a curated record. Gene Ontology annotation, molecular function: beta-glucuronidase activity. The transcript is spliced from 6 exons. Bases 1 to 1077 code for a protein of 358 amino acids. Lineage: Eukaryota; Viridiplantae; Streptophyta; Magnoliopsida; Malvales; Malvaceae.
AUGGGUGCAAGCGUUGAGGUUGAACAAUAUGGAAAAGCCAUAGUAGUACUUAAGAAUCUAGUGAAAGAAUUACAUCCAGAUCCCAAAACUCAAGCAAAGAUUUUAGGUCCUAGUGGCUAUUAUGAUGAGAAAUGGUUUAAUUCCUUCUUAGAAGUUUCAGGACAUGAUGUUGUUGAUGGAGUUAUACACCAUAUCUAUAAUCUUGGACCUGGUGAUGAUCCAAACAUGAUUACCAAGAUUCAAGAUCCAUCUUACUUAAAUCAGGUUGCCCAAACCUAUAAAGGUGUUUUGAAUAUUGUCAACAAGUUUAAACCGCAGUCGGGAGCUUGGGUUUCUGAAUUUAGCGGAGCUCUUCACGGCGGUGCUAAAGAUUUGUCCCCAACCUUUGCUGAUGGAUUUUGGUAUCUUGAUCAAUUGGGAAUGGCUUCAACCUACAAUCACAAGGUCUUCUGCAGUGCACUUCUAUGGCAUCGGCUUAUAGGAAGUACUAUACUUGUCGUAACUCAAGAGUCUAACCCAAAUUUGCGUGUAUAUGCUCAUUGUGCGAAGAAAAAGCCUGGGAUUUCUAUCAUUUUUAUUAACUUGUUGAAAGAUAGCUCGUUCAACGUCACCCUUUCAAAUUACGAGCACCAAAGUCAUAAUUUGAGAUCCACGGAUGUUGCGAAGCCUAAUUUUGAAUUUAGAGGUUCCAAGGAUAGAGAGGAGUAUCAUUUGGCUGUGCUAGCUGGAAAUAUACAAGGUCAAAUUGUGUUGUUAAAUGACGUUCCAAUGGUUCCAACAGAAACAUUCGACAUUCCGACGAUGGAACCAAAGCUUGUCAAUGCUUCUACGCCCAUCUCUAUUACAGCUCAUUCCAUAGUCUAUGAAGUUCCUCCACAGUCCAACUGUUCACAGAGCUUCCCGGUUCGUAAGGGCGAAUGCCCUCAAGGUUUCCUUGCUCCUUCAUUCUUCUCUUUAGAGAUUAUCAUCUCUCUUUUUACCCUUUCUUCCCAUAUCAUCUUCAUCGGCGUUCUCACCUCAGCAACGCCUUCCUUUACUCUCCUCUCACUGGUUUCACCAAUGGCGUUCACUCCUUGA